Eleginops maclovinus (Patagonian blennie) is the source of this 1253-nucleotide messenger RNA. Its product is annotated as acidic leucine-rich nuclear phosphoprotein 32 family member E-like. NCBI's taxonomy places the organism in Eukaryota, Metazoa, Chordata, Actinopteri, Perciformes, Eleginopidae. Gene Ontology annotation, cellular component: nucleus. Gene Ontology annotation, biological process: regulation of apoptotic process. The transcript is spliced from 7 exons. Gene Ontology annotation, molecular function: histone binding; phosphatase inhibitor activity. Bases 15 to 911 code for a protein of 298 amino acids. The record is from RefSeq and is a predicted model, not a curated record.
GCCAGUAUCUGUGAAUGUAUAUGAAUAUUAAUAAAGCGUGGGGGCGUGGUCUCCCGGUGGAGGUCGGCUCGAGCGAACAUGGAGGUUUAGUGCUGUUUGGAUCUGCGGAGGAGACGCGCUGUUUUAUUUUGCUUUGUUCCAAGAUGGAGAUGAAGAAGAGGGUCCUCCUGGAGCUCAGGAACAGGAAGCCCAAGGACGUGGCGGAGCUGGUGGUGGAUAACUGCCGCUCCAGUGACGGGGAGGUGGAGGGUCUGACGGAGGAGUACUCUGGGCUGGAGAUCCUCAGCAUGGUGAAUGUGGGGCUCAGCUCGCUGUCCAGGCUGCCCCCCCUGCCCAAACUCAGCAAGCUGGAGGUGAGUGAUAAUGUGAUCUCUGGAGGUCUGGACUCGCUGCCAGAGAAAUGUCCCAACCUGACGUACCUGAACCUGAGCGGGAACAAGAUCAAGGAACUGAGCAGCAUCAAGACGCUGCAGAGCCUGAAGCACCUGAAGAGCCUGGACCUGUACAGCUGUGAGGUGUCCUCCCUGCAGGACUACAGGCCGAGCGUCUUCCAGCUGCUGCCUCAGAUCAGCUACCUGGACGGCUACGACCAGCAGGACAACGAGCUGCCCGACUCCGACAACGAUGACGAUGACGAGGAUGAAGAGGAUGAUGUGGCCGGUCCCCAUGGAGACGACGGCGGCGAUGACGAUGAAGACGAUGAUGAGAGCUCAGAAGGGGAGGAGGGGGAGGUGGGGCUGUCUUACCUGAUGAAGGAAGGCAUCCAGGAUGAGGAGGACGAUGGAGACUACGUUGAGGAGGAGGAGGAGGAGGAGGAGGAGGAAGACGGAGAUGCCGAGGCUGCGGAGGCUCAGGGGGAGAAGAGGAAGAGGGAGGCAGACGACGAUGGUGACGAUGACGAUGAUGAAUAAUUAACUACACCCACUCCCUCUGGGGACCUCAGGGCCGCAGACUGCCAUGUCAGGUCAGCUGCGAUGUGACUGGCCGAUCAUUUCCUCUGUACCAAACAUUUUAGAUUUCACCCCAAACCUUUUUUAUCCUAGCUCUCAUUGGCCGACGUAGUUUAACUUCCUGUUCACAGACUAACCCAGUGCUGUCUGAGAGGACUACAAUACCCAUGAUCCUCUGCGGUGUGCGGCCCUGCCUCUGUACAUAGACCGGUCUCUGUUGUGAAUCAUGACCUCUCCGAGUUCAUUUUAUUUUUUUAUUCUCGUCUUGUGUCGCUGUUUUCAAUAAAAACGGAUCAAACCUCA